Myodes glareolus (Bank vole) is the source of this 3535-nucleotide messenger RNA. The record is from RefSeq and is a predicted model, not a curated record. Lineage: Eukaryota; Metazoa; Chordata; Mammalia; Rodentia; Cricetidae.
CCGGCUGUGCUUGUACGAAGAUGGCACGGAGGUGACUGAUGACUAUUUCCCGGGGCUCCCCAACGACGCCGAACUCCUGUUGCUCACUGCUGGCCAGACAUGGCAGGGCUGAAUGUCUUGGUGAGUCCUGUCUUCCUGAGGUUUCCUCCUGCAUUUUCUGCAUCUGUUGGUGUGUCCACAAGACCUUAUUUCUUCAGCUUGUUAACACAGUGGCUCUCACUGAGUUUUGAGUAUGAAGCGGACUUGGAGCCUCACUUGGCUGUGGUCUGUGUUUUUUAGUUGUUGCUGGAUUUUGUUUGCUCUUGUUUAGCUAAGCGCCUCAGGAGAAUACACUUGGUGUCCAGCACUUGCUGGGAAAGCCCCUGUAGCUAGCCACAUGUGGAAAGGGUCCCUGGGAAAGUCGGGAGAGGGAUUGCGAGGCCUGGAAGUUGGGUCCUGAGGGAAUGAGCCAAGGAGGUGACUUAGUGUGGAGGAAGAGAAAGCAUAAGAAGAGCAAGUGCACUAUUCUAGGGCACUGCAAUCCCAUCACUUGACAGGACGUGGCCAGAGGAAUGGAAUUGGCAGCAUCACCCUGUGGAGGAUUUGAGUGUCAAGUGCCAGGGCAAGGGUUGGUGACACCAGAGUCUUCAUUUCUGGCUGUCUCUGGGCUUAAUGGACAGGAGCUUCCUCUUGGGACCAGAGCAACAUGAAUGUGUUUCUGUUUGUCUCGUGGUGGUGGCAGAUGUGAGUGACAUCACCCGCUUCCUCAGUGUGUUUAAUGAGCCACAUGCUGGGGUCAUCCGGGCUGCGCGGCAACUGCUGUCAGAUGAGCGGGCCCCACUGAGGCAGAAGCUGCUGGCUGACCUUCUGCAUCAUGUCAACCAGAACAUCACUGCUGAGACCCGGGGGCAGGACCCAUCCUGGUUUGAAGGUUUGGAGUCUCGAUUCAGGAAUAAGUCUGGCUACCUGAGAUAUAGCUGUGAGAGCAGGAUCCGGGGCUACCUGAGAGAGGUGAGUGCUCACACCUCUGCGGUGGAUGCAGCGGCUCGAGAAGAGUUUGAGCGGGUCCUCAGCUUCAUGUGCCAGAAGCUCAAGUCCGAGAAGUACAAUGGCAGCUACUUCGACCGGGGUGCAGAGGCCAGCGACCGGCUCUGUACUCCGGAAGGCUGGUUCUCCUGCCAGGGCCCCUUUGACCUGGACAGCUGUCUUUCCAAGCACUCCAUCAACCCCUAUGGCAACAGGGAGAGCCGGAUUCUCUUCAGCACCUGGAACCUGGAUCACAUAAUAGAGAAGAAGCGCACCGUGGUGCCCACGCUGGCGGAAGCAGUCCAGGAUGGGAGGGAGGUGAACUGGGAGUACUUCUACAGCCUGCUCUUCACGGCUGAGAACUUGAAGCUGGUGCACAUCGCCUGCCACAAGAAGACCACGCACAAGCUGCAGUGUGACCAUAGUAGGAUCUACCGGCCCCAGGCAGGAUCCAAGAAGAAGCGGCCUGCUCGCAAGCGCCGGUGACACAUGCCAGGCCCUCUGAGGUGAUGCAGUGGUGAUGGGGCUAUUACCCUUACAUUUUGUCACUCUAGAAGGUUCUGGAAAGUCCUUUAAGAGUCUUUCCGACUGAUCUGAGUAUCUUCCCAGUUUGCUUGCCCAGCCUCUGACAGCCCAGUGUGCAGAGGACAGUGCUGGACACUGUGUCCCUGAGGCAGGGUCUUUAUGCUCACAACUCCAGGGCUAAACCUGGCCACUGUGGUAUGGGGCAUGGUGUUCGUUUGUGCCUCAGCUUUUAUGGCCUCCACUACCACUGCAAGCGGCAGCUCUGACUACAUUCCUCUGAAAGAAAUGGUGCUUCUGGGGUAAAUGUUUGCAUUGCAUGACGAACAUGGAGGAUGUUCUCUGCUGAACUGUUUAAGAUGGCAAAAGGUGAGAAGCCUUCCAGAUGUCUCCUGGUGAGAACAGCUGACUUGCAUUAUCUUGAGCCAUGUGAAAUUGCUGUUUUUAAUGGAUUAGCUCUCUGUCAUGAAUCUCACGACUCAACACGGAUACAUGUAUGUAUCACAACUGGAGGAGGUUUGGGCAUAUAUGUAUAGAAAUGUGAAGCUGUUAAAGGCAUGGAUGGCUUCCCUGUGCUGAGAAUGACCUUGAAUCCAUCAUACUCCUGCCUCAUCCCUAGAGCUGGGAUCACAGGUGUGCCCUACCACACCUGGCAUUGGGUUUGUGGAUGUGUCAGUUUGCACAGAGACAGUCUGAGGAAAUGCCACACUGUGAAGGCAGUGAUCUUGGGGUAUUCAGCAAGUGAGAUUUGAUCCAUUUGAUCACUCAUUUCCUACCCCAUCUAUUUUAUAGUACUUGAUUUGUUUUGUUUCGUUCUUUCUUCUGAGAUGGGAUCUCACUAUAUAGCUCUGCCUAGCCUGGAACUAUUAGAUCAGCUUAGCCUCAAACUCAGACUGUUGCCUCUGCCUCCUGAGUGCUGGGAUUAAAGGUGUGUAUUACUAUGCCCAGCCUGAGUUUUGUUUUUAAAAGCAAGUAUAUUUUAUAUGUUUUAUAAUGUUUAGAUUUUUUACAUUUGCCAUACAAUCAGAAAAAUAAAGAUUUUCCAAAAUAGACGUGUCAAAAAGUAUUGAGAAAGGUGGGGCCAAGGGCGCAAUAACAGCAGCCAGUGAUGGAACCAUUGCCCUGGCUGAGUCUGUCUUCACAGCUAUGUGCAGCAGUGUCUCAGGACAGCGGGGUGGAGCUUUCUGAGAACCCUCUGCCUGUCUCACAGUCACGGACGUACACCGUUCACAGUUCACAAUGUGUCAUCUUCCAUGUUUCUGAGGGCUGUCGUUUUCAAGUACCCGGGACGUGUAAAGUCACUGCCCCUGCCAGGAUUGGGCUCUCUGAAGUUUGACACUUGCACGUGUAUGUGUGUGCCUGAGUGCAUGUUAGUGUCCCACAUGCAUGCAGGUGCUGAGGCCAGCAGGAUUGGAUACCCGCAAGAGGAAUUACAGGGGGUUGUAAGCCAUCAUGUGUGUGCUGGAACCCAGUCUGGGUCCUCUGCAGGAGCAUCGGGUGCUCUUAGCAGCUGACCCCUCUUCAGCCCCAAGAUGGACAUUUGUGGCCUUCUGUUACCCACACCCCUACCAGUGUGCAGAGCACCCCUCCAGAUCUGAGGCUCCGUUUCUGCAGCUGGUGAAAUGCAGAAAUCCACAUUUGUUGCAACUGGACAUGAAAAAUAAGCUUUGAGAGAAAGUCACAAGGCUGACCUUGAUAGGACUUGCUUUGCCUGCUUCUGGGCCUUCAGCUGGUCAGUGAUGGAGUGGUGGGUCCAAGUGAGAAGUGUCACAGAUAGGAGUUGUCACCCAAACCCCCAGACUCCCAGGAUAACAUAGGCAGUGAACCCCAGAAAAAAGAAGUGAAUCAGAAAAGUCUGCAGUGGCAGAUGCAUUAUGCUGUCAGCACCGUGACUGAAUCAGAGAGACUGCAGCAGCCCAGGACCUAUGCGUGUUUAGGGAGUCUCAGCUGCACAGGGUGAAUGGCAGAAAGCAAAGGGGUUAGAAGCCAGACUGCUGUGACGUACUGC